AUGACCCAAGCUCAAUAUAAAUUGAAUGGUAACUCCCCCAUAUCUGCAGAUGAACGAUUUGAUGCCACCUUCCGUACCAAUGUUGUGGUGCGCUCCUCUGGAGAUUGUCUAUACCUACCUCCAGCGAUCUUUAAGAGCACCUGCUACAUCGAUGUCCGUUGGUUCCCCUUUGACAUCCAGAAAUGUGACCUCAAAUUGGGCUCCUGGACUUAUGAUGGCUGGUCUGUGAACUUGACCAUGUCAGAGGCAGACAUAAGUGGCUACAUCGCUAAUGGAGAGUGGGACCUUGUUGAGGUUACAGUAAAGAGGGAUGAGCACAUCUAUCCGUGCUGUCCGGAGCCAUAUCCCGACGUCAAAUACACCAUAGUGAUGCGCAGACGGACCCUCUAUUAUGGAAUCAACCUGCUGAUCCCCUGUAUCCUGAUCUCCAUGCUGGCCUUGCUUGUCUUCCUCCUGCCUGCGGACUCGGGAGAGAAGAUCUCACUUGGAAUCACAGUACUGCUCGCCCUGACCGUCUUCAUGCUGAUCGUUGCGGAGAUUAUGCCGGCCACAUCCGACUCAGUACCUCUGAUAGCGCAGUACUUUGUCACCACCAUGGUCAUUGUUGCCUUCUCCAUAAUUGCCACAGUUGUGGUCUUACAAUUUCACCACCACGACCCUAAUGGAGCCAGGAUGCCAAAGUGGGUACGUGUCUUCCUCCUGAAUUGGUGUGCCUGGUUUCUGCUCAUGAAGCGUCCAGAUGAGGACAAAAAGAACCCGCAGAACAGUCCGACCGGCAUUGACACAAAGGCCGGUGUUCCAUCCUCCACCAACGAUGAGGAUCAGGCUUUCCCCCCCAAAGGUCAAAGCUACGCAGCUGACAGCGGGGAACCAGAGCUCGUCAAGAUCCUAAACGAAGUGCGCUAUAUCGCCAGGCGCUUCCGUGUGCAGGAUGACGGAAAGACGGCGGUAAACGACUGGAAAUUUGCCGCGGCUGUGAUUGACCGUCUCUGCUUUGUGAUUUUCUCGCUGAUCAUUAUCCUCAGCACCUUAAGCAUUCUUAUGUCGGCACCAAACUUUCAUGAGGCCGUAUCCAAAGAUGCUUUCGCUUGA
Messenger RNA from Nerophis lumbriciformis (worm pipefish), 1092 nucleotides. Lineage: Eukaryota; Metazoa; Chordata; Actinopteri; Syngnathiformes; Syngnathidae. The record is from RefSeq and is a predicted model, not a curated record.